AAUCACAGCUGAGCUGAGAUGCUGGCUUUUCGCGUAUUUUCGCCGUUCUUAAACUCAGUUCGUGAGGCGCUGGCUGAGCAAAAACAACAUGUAUGCGGAUGUUUUAUCAGUUUUCGGCUAGCUACGUAAAAUGUGCGCAAAACCCAAUCGGAACUACAGUUAUUGUAGUGAAAAGUGCUAAUAAAACCCAAACGGUAAAACCACUCUUUACAACGGAAGAAGAGGAAAAGCGAAGGAAGUACUGCUACUGCUGAUGCGUUAUAAAAAACUAACGGGAAAUGACUGGUAUUUAUUAUGAUUGUGGAAAAAACGCCCUGCCAAAUCAAUAAAAAACGCGGAAACAACAAACAAUAAACAAUUCGUUAGUGAAAAGCCCCGAUAAGCAUAUGGAACUGUGAAUGUGUUGAGUGUUAAACAUAAAAUAGGGAAAGUGCUUAAAGUUCCAACGGUAAACAAACUUUAUUGAUGCGAAAGUUAAAGCUGAUUGCUAACCCCAAUCGAAUAAGAAAUGUCUGAUUUUUAUUAUAUUUGCGGGCUAUAACGCCCUGGUAAAUCAAUAAAAGCCAGGGCACUUUAGCAAACCCUUCGGUUCGGGCAAUCCUCAGAACCCGCAAAACAGUCACGGACAUAAAUGUAAGCGCUUUCGGUGUUGAAAAGCCAAAAAGCCGGCCAGUGGUUCAAAAAGCCGGAGAAUGGAAGCCAAGCCUCUGCUCUUCUCGUGUUGUUAUUGUCGAAACGGGGUCAAAAGUUCGUGUCUCACUCGCUAAUUCAACCACACAAAAAAGCGCACACACACUCGCACACUCGUACACCACCCAGAUAACGGUUCCUCAAGUGCAAGCAAAGACGCUGCGUCGCCCGUCUGGCAGAAGAAAAGCAUGAAAAAAGCAUAAGAAAAAGCAUAGUAAACGCAGAAGAAAGGCAGACAAAAGCAUUAGCCAAGUGCCAAGUAACUCAAAACUGCAGGCCUACCGAAACCAGGGGAAAGCCCACAUACAAACAUGCAUAUAUAUUUGGAAAACAACACCAAAUCGCAGACAACAAACUAGGCCAAUUCGCGAGGAAGCGGGGGAAAGCGCAAUGGAAAAGUGCUCUGGAAAUGAAGAGAAGUAAAAUAUAAUAAAAAUAAAACAAUAGCAGUUCUCUGGCCAUUUGUCAAUGACUGGGCCACUCGCGUAACUGUCGAUCCUCGGGGAAAGUGGAAUAACUGCAGCUGCAACCAGACUCCAGACUACGGAACAAGGACUAUUUCGAAAAAUAUUGUGGCCGCAUUUCGUGUAAGGACGGCAUAAAACAGAAGCGGCAAAUAGAAAAGCCAAACGGCGGCUAAGUUCCCUUUGUCUGCCAUUGCCGCAGGAGCAGAGAAGGCGGAGCAGGAGUCCUGGCAAUUGGCCAAGUUAAUAGAGAGCCGGGAGGCCCGAUAAUGACGUUGCUGGAGCUGCUGCUGCUGCCGCCCAUGUUGAUGAUGAGGCUGCUAACUUGGUUAUUGCUGCCAGCCUAGAGGACACAGGACGAAGUAUCCAGACCAGAGCCUCUACACCCACCAGACGGACAACACCAACAACAACAAGCUCUGCAGCUGCAACGACGGGCUUACUGCAUUUCCGCAUCUUGUUCCUGUCGCCGCCGCCGCCCGCCGUCGCCGCCACCCGUCGCUGUCAUCCUUGUAGCCCAGUUCCAGUCGUUGCCACAGCCGGAGUCAUCAUGCCCAUUGCCCAUCCACUGCCGCUCUGCGUGGCCUGGCUGCUGCUCCUCGUCGUGAUUGUGAUGAGCGACAUGACAAACGGCGGUGUGCAGGGACCCAUCGAGGGUUACAAUUCGCUGGACGACCUGCUGACAACCACGCCCACACCCGGCCAGGCGGCCAUGCUCCUGCCCACCGCGCCCACCGCCGCCUACACGCAUCCCAAGUGGAUGGAGCCCUACUUCGAUCCCUCGACGCCGCGCAAUGUCACCGCCCUCAUGGGCAAGUCCGCCUAUCUCAGCUGCCGUGUGCGCAAUUUGGCCAACAAAACGGUGUCCUGGAUCCGGCACCGCGACAUCCACAUACUGACGGUGGGCUCGUACACCUACACCAGCGACCAGCGAUUCCAGGCGACCCAUCACCAGGACACGGAGGACUGGACACUGCAGAUAAAGUGGGCCCAGAAACGGGACGCCGGCAUGUACGAGUGCCAGAUAUCGACGCAGCCAGUGCGCAGCUAUUUCGUACGCCUGAAUGUCGUGGUGCCAACGGCCACCAUCCUGGGAGGUCCUGACCUUCACGUGGAUAAAGGCAGCACCAUAAAUCUCACUUGCACUGUAAAGUUCAGCCCCGAACCGCCGGCCUACAUCUUUUGGUAUCAUCACGAGGAGGUCAUUAAUUAUGAUUCAUCAAGAGGCGGCGUGUCGGUAAUUACCGAAAAGGGCGAUGUGACAACCUCAUUUCUGCUCAUACAGAAUGCAGAUCUGGCCGAUUCGGGCAAAUACUCCUGUGCGCCCUCCAAUGCAGAUGUGGCCAGUGUGCGUGUCCAUGUCCUAAAUGUUCGGGCCAUAAUUUCAGGUGAACAUCCGGAGGCAAUGCAAACUGGCUCAUCCGGUUGUCAGUACAAUUGGCUGACCAUCGUCCUGCUGCUGGGCCUCGUCCUUUGCUACAGUAGUCAACAGUGCAGCUCCGCAGUGCCAGCGUCAUUAACAUCGCCAUUACCAUUGCCAUCGCAAUUACCAUUGCCAGCGGCUGCAGCAGCAACAACAACUGCAACAGGAGAAAGUGCAUCCAGUGAAAGUGUGACAGCCGCAAGAGCAUCAGCAGCAACAACAACGACAACAGCAACGAGGAAGCGAUGUCCUGCGGUCAAAAGUUGUCGCCAGACCGCCGGUCGUGUCCUGACCAAAAGGUCCUGCCACAGAUGAUCGAAUGAAGGCCACGCCAGCCCCAACUAAAUAGAGUAAUUUAAAGAGCCACAUGAAAUGUGUGCGAGUGAGUGUUCGCCCAAGAAGCAUCUAUGAGUGUGUGAAUGAUCCUUUGAGUGUUUGCUACUCACCCGUUUAGUAUGCCAGUUUUAAACUUGUACUCAAAAACCACAUUGCCGAACAAUGACGCAGUAGAGGGUAAAUUUAUUUCAAGUCAAUCAAAUUUUCUGAAGAUUUUCUUCUUUUAGUGUAUAGUUUUCCCGAUCAAAAUGAUAUCCCCUUAACAGUAAGAAGAAAUUGGUUUAUAAUCUUUAUAGCCUUACCAUAUCUAUGUAAUCUAUUUCUUACCUUCUUAAUUUUAUAAAGAAAACUUCGCCAGUUUUAUUGAUUAUUCCUAAAUAAAAUGUCUCCCAAUCUUCUCUACUGCCCAAGCCGUUGUAAAGCAAUGUAUUUAUAUAAAUAAUAUUUUAUGUAAACUUAUUGAUUACAAUUUAAUGUGUAUAUUUAAACAAAAUCAAAAUGUACUAUACGAUGUGUGUAAAUAAGAAACUUAAAUAGAAUUACGGCAUAACCGAGCGUUUGGCACGCACAACAAAAAAAAGGUGUAUUACAAACAGAACAGAAAUGAAUAAUCUCUAUGGCCAGUGGCACUGACUCUUUUAAUAAAUUAUUGAAUAAUCAAAUAAAGUGCAGUGUACAGUGCAAGUGCCGGCCUCAAAUAUUAAAUAAUUAUAUAAAAACGUAGACAAGCCAAAUAGAAACAAAAUGAGUGCAGCAGUGAGUCAUAAAACAUUUAAAUUGAUUGCCAUAUCAUGCAAAUAUUUGCACCGCGCAAUUUUCCGCCAAACAAAAUGUAAAUUUGAUUUUCUGUUUAAUUCAGCCACUCAAAUACAAUUUAUUUAAUAUUUCAUUGCAGUGAUAUUAAUGACACAUUUUUAUAAUUGACGGUAAACCAAGCCGCCUCACUUCGAAAUGAUUAAUAAAUGCUACGCAAUGUUUAUCUAACAAUUUCUUUAAAUUUGACCAACUUUAAACGUUAUGAUGUUAUUCAAGUGUCACAUGCAGUUUAAACCAUUAGUUUAAUAAUGACUUGCCAUUAGUUUUGCCAUCUUAAUUAAAAACUAUGCUGUCGUGUUAAAUGACCACCAACGGCGCAACUUUAAUUACAACAAAUGGUAAAAGUGUACAGUAAAUACAAAAAUAAUUAUAAAGUAAUCCAACUCCACCCAAUAAAUUGAUUUAAUUAAUAAUUAAAAUGUAAAAAAUUCGAAUAGGUCUGAUUUCACGUUACACGAUUCUGUUGACACACAGCAAAUACUAUAGCUCAUAGUUGUUAUAAUUAUAAAACAACAAUUCCAUUUCGCCGACCCGCAAAUUAACUAACAUUCGCCGUUGAAAUCGAACGAUAACCCAUUCAAAAUCAUUGAGAAUGCUCGGCCAAUUAAAAUGUGAUGUGAUUUUCCCCAUCUUGUGUUUGAACACAAUUAUAAUGAAACAUAAUUCCGAAUUAUGCAAUGCCAUUCGGUUUGCUGCGGCAAAGCUAAUUUUAUUAAUUUUCGUUAAGCUGUAAAAAUAAUGUUAGUCAUAAGCUUUCGGCAAAUUGUGCCAUAAACGAUAAUGUUAGUUCCCACCACACAGUUUCAAAUUGAACAUAAAUUUGAUCUCCAAUUUCCAUCCGAUUGUUUUCUAGCACGUUUAAGCAAUUGGAAACCAUGAAAAUUAUAUUGAUUUACUCUUGCCUCGAAUCAUUUGCAUUUUAAAUGCCAGGUUCGAGUUACUUGUGUUUCUGACUGCAGCUAAUCUCCUAAUUGUUAAUGCAACCAAUCAAAACUAUAAGCAGUCACCCCACAAAACAUAUGAAUAUGCGUACUUCGGUUUAAGUGUGAGUGCGAACAUAUGCCAGCCAAUUUGAAAUUCCAAAUCAACGGAAUGCUAAUGCCAUAAGCCCACAAGCAUUCGUCAUCAAACUUUAAAGCGCAGUAAAUAAAUUGACAUAAGUACAUAUAUAUAUAUAUAUAUAUUCGUAGGCCAUCAGCUAAGUAAUUCCUGUAUAUUAAAGUUAAUUAGAGAAGCUCUAGAAUUAUGCAUUAGUCAAGUAAAUUUACGUGCUAUGUGUGGACUAACGACAUAGUUAAAUAGUUGUAAUAAAGCAAUCGAACUGUGUAACGAACUACUUUUAACUGUUGGAACCUACAACUAAAUGGCAAACUAGUGAAAGCAUUAUAAAAAUAUGACAUCAUAAAGAAACAUAGCAGAGCAUUACAAUAAUAAACAAAUAGCAACGAUAACAAAAGCCAAACAACACGGCCGGAAAAUAAGCGAAAACACUAAGUUUGUUGUUUGGUUUUUGCGCCAUGAUUGUCGCCACAGAAUUGUAAAACAACAAAUGACAUGAACAAACAACAACAAAAAAAGUGAAUUACAAAACGGAGUG
Drosophila mauritiana is the source of this 5326-nucleotide messenger RNA. It is a transcript of the gene dpr6, whose product is annotated as kin of IRRE-like protein 2. The transcript has 7 exons. Gene Ontology annotation, cellular component: neuron projection membrane. Lineage: Eukaryota; Metazoa; Arthropoda; Insecta; Diptera; Drosophilidae. The record is from RefSeq and is a predicted model, not a curated record. Bases 1705 to 2892 code for a protein of 395 amino acids. Gene Ontology annotation, biological process: synapse organization.